Molecule: messenger RNA, 2615 nt
Organism: Brachypodium distachyon (stiff brome)
Lineage: Eukaryota; Viridiplantae; Streptophyta; Magnoliopsida; Poales; Poaceae
Exons: 9
Coding region: 204-2279 (691 amino acids)
Source: RefSeq, a predicted model, not a curated record
AACCUGUCGAACCUUCAAGAAAUUAUGCGAUUAUCCCUCGCUUGGGAAUCGGGCCUUCGGUGCUUCUGCUUCAGCUUUGUUACCCCGUCUAAUCCACCGCCGCACUCCGGCCACAUCUUUCCUCUUCACCGCUUAUACGCAGUUAUAUCACCCGAACACGGCACCGCAGUCUCUGCCCGAUCCGGCGGACGGGCGGGCGGAGGAUGGCGAUGAUGAGGACGCGGGAUCUGCUGAUGGAGGGGUUCGAGGGCUUCGUGCGGGACGGGUCCUUCAAGUGGCCCGUCCCCCGCCGCGUGCCGGACGACGACGAUGACCCCGACCGCUCGCCUUCCGCCGGCAAGAGCGCGUCCGUCGCCGGCCUCUCCCCCAUGGCCAGUGCCGUCGUCACUCGCUGCUCCCGAGUUCUCGAUGUUUCCAUGCAUGACCUGCAGUACGACUUCGAUGUGCAAGCAUCUGAUUCCAUAAAGCAGGCAAAAAACUUUGCAAGAAACUUUUUGGAAUAUUGCUGCUUCAGGGCACUCGGGCAGGUCUCACAAGUUGCGGGGUAUCUUGCUGACAAAAGCCUUCGUCGCCUGACAUUUGAUAUGAUGUUAGCUUGGGAAGUUCCCUCUUCUUCAAGUCAGCUCACUGUUAAGGUUGAGGUUGAUAGCACAGUUAGUUUAGAGGCUUUCUCAAGAAUAGCACCUGCCAUUCCAACAGUUGCUGAUGUUGUAACAUCUUCAAAUCUCUUUGAUGCACUUUCAUCAUCAACUGGAGGUCGCCUUUCAUUUCCUGUAUAUGAUAAGUACCUGACAGGAUUGGACAGAGCAAUUAAGAAAAUGAAGACACAGUCUGAGUCAUCGCUUCUAUCGGGCCUCCGAUCCCAGAGAGGAGAAAGAGUUCUAGAUGUAGAUGGAACACUGACAACUCAACCAGUACUUGAACAUGUAGGGAUUUCAACAUGGCCAGGAAGAUUGACACUCACGGAUCAUGCUGUUUACUUUGAAGCUCUCAAGGUUGUGACCUAUGAUAAGCCCAAAGCUUAUGAUCUUGCAGAAGACUUGAAGCAAGUUGUAAAACCUGAGCUGACUGGCCCAUGGGGUUCACGGCUAUUUGACAAAGCUGUGAUGUAUAAAUCAACUACCUUAACAGAACCAGUGAUCAUAGAAUUUCCAGAGUUGGCUGGCCACUCUCGCCGUGAUUACUGGUUGGCCAUUAUAUCAGAAGUUCUUUAUGUCCACAGAUUUGUUAGAAAGUUCAACAUAAAUGGAAUUGAUAAAGAGGAAAUAAUUCUGAAGGCCUCACUCGGCAUCUUGCGGUUACAAGCCAUUGAGGAAUUAGCCUUUCCAGUUUCCAGUCGAUAUGAAUCUCUUUUGAUGUUCAAUCUAUGUGACAAACUUCCUGGGGGAGAUGUAAUACUUGAAACACUAGCAAGUACUAUAUCAUCAAGAAGUUCAGCUCAAGCUAACCAACCAGGCAUGAGCCUUGGAAUGCGUUCGAUGUCUGCCUUUGCCGUCCUGUCAAAUCUGGGCGUGGUAUCACCAGGUAAUAAUGAGAGACUCUUGGUUGGUGAGGUUGUUGUUGGGGAAAUGAGUUCCUUGCAGAAGGCAGUUACUGAGUCAAUGAACAACUAUAAGAAGGUUGAAUUGGCCCAAGCCACGGUUGAUGGAGUCAAAGUUGACGGGCUUGAUACAAACUUGGUAGUGAUGAAGGAAUUGUUGUCUCCCGUAAGUGACCUUUGGAGGGUUUUAGUAUCACUGGCAUUAUGGGAUGAACCUCUGAAGUCAUUGGGGUUUUGCUUGCUAUCUUCUUAUAUUAUCAUCAGGGGAUGGUUAGUCUAUUUUCUUGUUAUGGUCCUAUUGUUUUCAGCAAUUUUCAUGCUCCUCACAAGACUAACUAGUCAAGGAAAGCCAAUGAUUGAGGUCAAGGUGACAUCUCCACCUCCAAUGAACACAAUGGAGCAGCUGUUAGCUGUUCAAAAUGCUAUUUCCAAAGUUGAACAGCUUGUCCAGGAUGCAAAUAUUGUUCUUCUGAAGAUAAGAGCUCUAUUGUUGGCUUUUCCAUCUCAGGCCACCGAUAGGGCUAUUCUUGCGCUGUUAGCGAUGGCUCUAAGCCUUGCUUUCCUACCCACAAGAUUGCUGAUCCUAGCGAUGUUUCUGGAGGUUUUCACAAAUAACUCGCCGGUCAGGAGAGCAAGCACAGAGAGGUGCACCAGAAGGUUGAGAGAGUGGUGGUUCAGCAUACCUGCAGCUCCAGUAGUGGUGGAGAAGGAUAAUAAAGAAGAUAAGAAAACAAGAUGAAAUUCGUGUGUACAUUCAGUGUGAUGCAUCGUGACCGACUAACGGGUCGCUAGCACCAAGUCCCACCGUGUAAAUGUCUGAUGAUAUGCUAACAGAAAAGGCAGCUAGUAUUUCAAUAAAACUGCUAGUUCCCUCUAAUCAGUCUGUUAACUGGGAAUCGAUUAGAUUCGCUGUCUCGUUUGUGACCAGAUAGCUCCAGGACUAUGUUGUCGUUGCUGCGUAUCUGAGGUCACUGCUGACAACUAGCUAGAAAAAGUUGCAGGUAGCGUAUGGAUGUUGGUACACUUUCUCCAAGUUCUGUUUGGCAUCACUUCAACCAUGCAUUGAUAGGUCUUA